AUGACCUACAUCUCAAAUGAUCCCAGUUGGUGGCCGAUAAUCAAUCUCAAUAUUUUUUUCAGCUAUUUGGGAGUUGCUGCGGGCGUCGUGGUCGUAUACGAUUGGGUCUUAACACUCGGACAAGAGAUUGAACUCAUCUGGGGCGUUCACCAAUUGGGAGUUUUAGGCAAUAUCACGUUCUACGUAAUAAAUGGUACAGCUGUGGCCUUGACUGUCAUGUUGGGCGUCAUCAUGAUUGCUCGGUUGCAUGCCAUGUAUCAGGGAUCUAGAAAGAUGCUUAUGUUCCUUCUUAUUAUCUUCCUGGCUGUAAACAUCGCCUGCGCAGUAAUCACGGCAAUAGGACUCAACGAUACUGUAACAGAUGAGAUUAUACUCUCUGGCAUGCAUAUGUGCGGUUAUGUAUAUGGAGGGGAUGGCCGGCUUCUGCAUUCAAUGGUUUGGAUGCUCAGCACUGUUUGGGAGGUCCUCGCACUGUGCCUUUCAGGCUGGGUUGCUUUGAAACACUUCCGUGAACUGCGACGACUCGGCCCAUCGACAGGAUCGACCAUCGGGGACUGUUUCAGAGUGCUCAUACAAUCUCACGUUCUUUAUUUUGCAAGCUUUCUUGGUGUCUCUUGCCUCCAGCUUGCUGAUCUCUCUCCAGAAAUCUCGAAUUCAAGUUCUAUAGGAACUCUGAUAAUCGAAGGUGCUCUUCAAAUUUUAUCGUACGUGCAGAUGUUUGUGCUAGGACCACGCCUCAUCCUCAGCGUUCGAGAAUACCACGCCAAACUCGUGGCAUGCUCUGACGCAGAAACUAGCAUGAAUUCGAUUGUUUUCCAGGAGCAUGUACAUGUAUCAACUAGCAGUACUGUGUAG
Suillus discolor is the source of this 855-nucleotide messenger RNA. RefSeq lists its product as uncharacterized. NCBI's taxonomy places the organism in Eukaryota, Fungi, Basidiomycota, Agaricomycetes, Boletales, Suillaceae. The coding region runs from base 1 to 855 and encodes 284 amino acids. The record is from RefSeq and is a predicted model, not a curated record. The transcript has 9 exons.